CGUGACGUAGGCGGAAGUGGCGUCGCAGCACCGGACAUGGGGCGGGGCGUGCCCUGAGCGAGCUUCCUAAAGUGAAAGGAUAAGGCCGGUGCCCCUUGCGAUGGAGACGGUUACUUCAGAUAGCUCCCCUGCUCUGGAAAAUGAGCAUCCUCAAGAGACCCCGGAAUCGAACAAUAGCGUGUAUACUUCCUUCAUGAAGUCUCAUCGCUGCUAUGACCUGAUUCCCACAAGCUCCAAAUUGGUUGUAUUUGAUACUUCCUUGCAGGUGAAGAAAGCUUUCUUUGCUUUGGUAACUAAUGGUGUACGUGCUGCCCCAUUGUGGGAUAGUAAGAAGCAAAGUUUUGUGGGUAUGCUGACUAUCACAGAUUUCAUCAAUAUCUUACAUCGCUACUAUAAGUCAGCCUUGGUACAGAUCUAUGAGCUAGAAGAACACAAAAUAGAAACCUGGAGAGAGGUGUACCUACAGGACUCCUUUAAGCCACUUGUCUGUAUUUCUCCAAAUGCUAGCUUGUUUGAUGCUGUCUCUUCAUUAAUUCAAAACAAGAUCCACAGGCUGCCAGUUAUUGACCCAGAAUCAGGCAAUACCUUGUACAUUCUUACUCACAAGCGCAUCCUGAAGUUCCUCAAAUUGUUUAUCACUGAGUUCCCCAAGCCAGAGUUCAUGUCUAAGUCUUUGGAAGAGUUGCAGAUUGGCACCUAUGCCAAUAUUGCUAUGGUCCGUACUACCACCCCCGUAUAUGUGGCUCUGGGUAUCUUUGUACAGCAUCGAGUCUCAGCCCUGCCUGUGGUGGAUGAGAAAGGGCGUGUGGUGGACAUCUACUCCAAGUUUGAUGUUAUCAAUCUGGCAGCAGAAAAGACCUACAACAACCUGGAUGUGUCUGUGACCAAAGCUCUCCAACAUCGAUCACACUAUUUUGAGGGUGUUCUCAAGUGCUACCUACAUGAAACUCUAGAGACCAUCAUCAACAGGCUGGUGGAAGCAGAGGUUCACCGACUUGUAGUAGUGGAUGAGAAUGAUGUGGUCAAGGGAAUUGUAUCACUAUCUGACAUCCUGCAGGCCCUGGUGCUCACAGGUGGAGAGAAGAAGCCCUAGCAGGACGAAGGAGUUGGGCAGCAUCAGGGGAUAUGCUUCACUUGCUGCCUGAUAAAAGCUGUAGGAAUCAGAUGAAACCUUAGGAGAACUGACUGUUCCCUACUCAGAGUCCCCUGCCCUCUGUCUGAAAGCUAGAGGAGGCAUGAGGAGAAGGGGAAAGGAUUUUAGCCGCCCUUACCCUCACAUGUAUAUUUGAGAAAAUCUUUCAGCCUAGCCAAUCCCAGCUCCUGUCUUAGACAUAGCCCCCUGUUGGGUAUAAAAUGGGCUCUGUGCUCCUCAGGCAAAUACUGAUCUCUGAGAGAUCCCUAGACCUCACCCUUCCUUUGCCUCUGUCUCUGCUCUGACUCUAUCCUAAGAUAAUAGCACAACCAAACUCUUCAUAUUUUUAUUCUUCCUAGUUCAUGCUGUAUGGAGGAGGCUGUGUCCAUUUAGUGUCAUUUCUUCCAGUGAUCUGAGUGGGGAGUAUUGUGGGGAGGAAGGCUUUUGGUUCUUGUGCUGUAAGCGUAUGAAGGAAGAUGGUUAAGUGGUGGAGGAGGUCAGAGUGGAUAGCAAAGGUUAUUGCUUUUCAUGGCAAAGCUGAUUAAAUGACAAGAAUCUCA
This is a messenger RNA of Marmota monax (woodchuck), 1692 nucleotides long. It is a transcript of the gene Prkag1, whose product is annotated as protein kinase AMP-activated non-catalytic subunit gamma 1. The coding region runs from base 101 to 1093 and encodes 330 amino acids. The transcript has 12 exons. The record is from RefSeq and is a predicted model, not a curated record. Lineage: Eukaryota; Metazoa; Chordata; Mammalia; Rodentia; Sciuridae.